Messenger RNA from Eubalaena glacialis (North Atlantic right whale), 2072 nucleotides. It is a transcript of the gene ZNF70, whose product is annotated as zinc finger protein 70. The transcript has 3 exons. Gene Ontology annotation, molecular function: DNA-binding transcription factor activity, RNA polymerase II-specific; RNA polymerase II transcription regulatory region sequence-specific DNA binding. The coding region runs from base 498 to 1832 and encodes 444 amino acids. Gene Ontology annotation, biological process: regulation of transcription by RNA polymerase II. The record is from RefSeq and is a predicted model, not a curated record. Gene Ontology annotation, cellular component: nucleus. NCBI's taxonomy places the organism in Eukaryota, Metazoa, Chordata, Mammalia, Artiodactyla, Balaenidae.
GGUGCCCAGGCCCUGGGGGUCCCAGGAGGAUGGAGUGACGGAGGCAGGAGGAGCCGGGGAAGGCCCGAGAGAGGUGGGAAGCGUGGGGUUCCAGACCUUUGGAUUUUCGGUCCCAAAAUAUUUAAAACAUCGUUGGGCACAGAUAAAGUAUCGCCAACUUUUUCAACACAGUGGAGACUUCAGCGUGUAGCUGGUACAUAGUGGGAAUGGAAAACCCCCGAGGAGGGAACCUCGGAAACACCAGGAUUUAGCAGGUGGUGAGUGCUGUGAUGGACAUGUGCCCCAUGCUCCACGGUCACCAAGGCCACGUGCCCAAGAUUGUCAGAGUCUGAGGGUGCAGGGAAGAGGGGACAUUUGAACUGAGUCUGGAAGGAUGAGCAAGUGGCCAUGUGAGAAGAGUGGGGACCAGUCAGGAGGAGGAAACAGCAGCAUGUAAUCUGAGAGCAGUAAGUGUGUCCCAAAGAGAAACAGUCACUGGGGGUGAGCCCGGACCCACAAUGGAGAUUCCCCCGGCAGCCAAGCUGGGUGAGGCUUUCGUGUUUGAGGACAGGUUGGAGAUGCAGACAAACCUUUUCCCGGAGGAGGACCCGGGGGACCCUUUUCUUCAGGAAAGGGCUUUAGAGCAGAUGGCUGUCAUCUACAAGGAGAUCCCUCUGGGGGAGCAGGACGAUUAUGAGGGGAAUAUCAGUCUGUGCUCGAGCCCCAUCCAGCAUCAGAGCAUCCCCCCAGGAGACAGACCCCAGGACGAUGAGCCGUCCAGCCCAACCUUCCUCCAGAAAUCAGACCUGACUAUGUGCCAGAUAAUCCACAGCGGGGAAGCGUCCGGUAAGCCCGAUGGGGAGACGGCGGGCAGGGGGGACUCGGGACCCGAGGGGCCUCACAGGACUGCACAGCCAGCCAAGCCCUACGCGUGUCGCGAGUGCGGCAAGGCCUUCAGCCAGAGCUCGCACCUGCUCAGGCACCUGGUGAUCCACACGGGGGAGAAGCCCUACGAGUGCUGUGAGUGUGGCAAGGCCUUCAGCCAGAGCUCGCACCUGCUGCGGCACCAGGCCAUCCACACGGGGGAGAAGCCCUACGAGUGCCGGGACUGCGGCAAGGCCUUCCGCCAGAGCUCUGCCCUUGCGCAACACCAGAAGACCCACACCGGGAAGAGGCCGUACGCGUGCAGGGAGUGCGGGAAGGACUUCAGUCGGAGCUCGAGCCUCCGGAAGCACGAGCGCAUCCACACCGGGGAGAAGCCCUAUCAGUGUAAGGAGUGUGGGAAAUCCUUCAACCAGAGUUCGGGCCUGAGCCAGCACCGGAAGAUCCACACGCUGAAGAAACCGCACGAGUGCGAGCUCUGUGGGAAGGCCUUCUGCCACCGGUCCCACCUCAUCCGGCACCAGAGGAUCCACACAGGCAAGAAGCCGUAUGCGUGCGAGGAGUGCGGGAAGGCCUUCAGCCAGAGCUCCAACCUCAUCGAGCACCGCAAGACGCACACGGGCGAGAAGCCUUACAAGUGCCACAAGUGCGGCAAGGCCUUCAGCCAGAGCUCCUCGCUCAUCGAGCACCAGCGCAUUCACACCGGUGAGAAGCCCUACGAGUGUGGCCAGUGCGGCAAGGCCUUCUGCCACAGCUCGGCCCUCAUCCAGCACCAGCGCAUCCACACAGGCCGGAAGCCCUACGUGUGCAAUGAGUGCGGCAAGGCCUUCCGGCACCGCUCGGCCCUCAUUGAGCACUACAAGACCCACACGCGGGAGAGGCCCUACGAGUGCAACCGCUGCGGCAAGGCCUUCCGGGGCAGCUCGCACCUCAUCCGCCACCAGAAGGUCCAUGUGGGGGACAAGCUCUAGAGGAGGGGCUGGCGCCGCGGCCCGCGCCUCUGCCAACUGGAGCCCGGCCCCCCGCUCAUCUGUGAGGCCUGCCCGCCUCCCCAGACCAGUGCCUCCUAGAAAUGCCCACCCGCCCUGGUGGCAGGGUCCGGCCCCCCCCUCCGAGGCCCUGGCCCAGCAGGGGGACUGGGUGGGGUGGGGAGGGAGGCCAAGGGCCGGGGCGCCAGGGCACAGCCGGCUCUCAGUUGUCUCGUGCUCACC